AUGACCACUGCUUUUCCCUAUUUUCUCUUUCCUUGGUCCCCAUUCUUUUCUCAUGAUGUCGUCACAGUUUACACCCUCGGUUCUAGUCCACCUGUUGCUAUUCUUGUUAAUGCUCCUACUCCCUUUCUAGUUUUAUUGUUAAUGCCGUUUUCCUUCUUACGUGUUUCUGAUCUAUCUAUCUAUCUAUCUAUCUAUCUAUCUAUCUAUCUAUGUCAUCUAUCUUUCUAUGUUUAUAUGUAUCUAUCUUCAUUCUAUUUAUAUCUAUCUAUAUCAUUCUGUCUAUCUAUCUAUCUAUCUAUCUCAUCUGUCUAUUCAUCUAUCUAUCUAUAUCAUUCUGUUCAUAUCUAUAUCUAUCUAUUCUGUUUAUAUGUAUCUAUGUAUCCAUGUAUCUAUCACAUCUAUUUAUAUCUAUCUAUCUGUCAUAUCUAUCUAUAUCAUUCUGUUCAUAUCUAUAUAUCUAUCACAGUGUUCAUAUCUAUCUAUCUAUCUAUCUAUCUAUCAUUCUGUUCAUAUCUAUAUAUCUAUCUCAUUCUGUUUAUAUGUAUGUAUCUGUAUCCCAUGUAUGUAUCAUCUAUCUAUCAUUCAUAUCUAUCACAGUCUGUUCAUAUCAUUCAUCUAUCUAUCUAUUCAUCUAUCACAUUGUUCAAUCUAUCUAUCUAUCUAUCUAUCUAUCUAUCUCAUUCUGUUCAUAUCUAUAUAUCUAUCUCAUUCUGUUCAUAUCUAUCUAUCUAUAUAUCUAUAUCAUUCUGUUCAUAUCUAUCUAUCUAUCUAUCUAUCUAUCUAUCUAUCUAUAUCAUUCUGUUCAUAUCUAUAUAUCUAUCUCAUUCUGUUCAUAUCUAUCUAUCUAUCUAUCUAUCUAUCUAUCUAUCUAUCUAUCUCAUUCUGUUCAUAUCUAUAUAUCUACCUCAUUCUGUUCAUAUCUAUCUAUCUAUCUAUUUCAGUCUAUUUAUAUCUAUCUAUCUCAGUCGCUUCAUAUCUAUCAAUGUAUUUAUCAUAUCUAUCGCUUCAUAUCUAUCAAUAUAUUUAUCCCAGUCUCUUCAUCUAUCUAUCUAUCUAUCUAUCUAUCUAUCUAUCUAUCUAUGUCAGUCUGUUUCUAUCUAUUUAUCUAUUUCUAUCUAUCUAUCUAUCUAUCUCAGUCUGUUCAUAUCUAUAUAUCUAUCUCAUUCUGUUCAUAUCUAUCUAUCUAUCUAUCUAUCUAUCUAUCUAUCUAUCUAUCUAUCUAUCUAUCUAUCUAAGAUAGUAAUCUUUCCACCUUUCACGCUAGUUACCAUUAUAACUAGUGUCAAAGCCCGGCACCUCCCACCGAUCUGUUCGAAUGUUCCGUGA
Acanthosepion pharaonis is the source of this 1326-nucleotide messenger RNA. The record is from the annotation of a GenBank genome assembly. NCBI's taxonomy places the organism in Eukaryota, Metazoa, Mollusca, Cephalopoda, Sepiida, Sepiidae.